Messenger RNA from Hibiscus syriacus, 858 nucleotides. RefSeq names its product sodium/calcium exchanger NCL2-like. Gene Ontology annotation, biological process: calcium ion transmembrane transport; intracellular calcium ion homeostasis. NCBI's taxonomy places the organism in Eukaryota, Viridiplantae, Streptophyta, Magnoliopsida, Malvales, Malvaceae. Gene Ontology annotation, cellular component: membrane. The transcript is spliced from 3 exons. The annotation marks the transcript as partial. Gene Ontology annotation, molecular function: calcium:proton antiporter activity. The record is from RefSeq and is a predicted model, not a curated record.
AUGCUCCUCCCUGAGAAAACAAUAGCCAUUCUACUCAUCUUAAUCAUCAGUAAUGGAAGUAGUCGUCCCGUUAAAGAGAAAGCCGAUCUUGUCUCCGACGGCAUGGAUCGAACAAAGGAACCUUGGCUUCUCGUACUUCAUCUUCGUACGACAACGGUGACCUGUGAGCCGACUUACGGCUUCUUACCUUGCACAACAAAGCCAUGGGGGCAACUAUUCCUUUUGGUGGUUUAUGAGUAUCUGUUAUCCCUCUCGCAACACUUUAUUUCCAGCGGCUCUAAUCUCUUCUUUCAAAUGUUCGUAACUGGUAUUUUUGGUGCCAGUUUGUUCAACGUUCUCGGCUUCUUCCCACAAGUUAUCUUGGUUCUAGUUCAUGGAGUUUCAACAAGUGAAGAAACUGCUCAAACAAAGGAAACAAUCUCCAUGGCAAUACUCGCAGGAUCAACCAUUAUGAUGCUUACAUUAAUCUGGCCUUCUGUCAUUGACUUUGACAGCUAUGAUAUUUCAAACAACCACCCCUUCAGUUUAACUGGUUAUGGUGUGAGAACCGAUGCGGAAACUAAGUACAGUGCAAUGAUCAUGCUUCUCUCCAUGAUUCCAUUUCUGAUUCUUCAGCUGGCGAAAAUUCUAAGUUCUGCAAAGCGUGCCAUUGUCCUGAUUUCUCUUCUCACUUCGUUUGCUUUGCUAGCCGGUUACUGCACUUGUCAGGUGUUUGAGCCGUGGAUUCAGAAUAGGAGACUUGAAUAUUUGAUGCGUAAAUAUAUUGAGAAGAACUUGUUGGGUAGACUUGCUUAUCCUAAUGGAAGGCCAGAUGAACGCCAAAUUAAAAGGUUAAGUCUCCUUCAUGUUUUUAUCUCU